GGGUCACGAGGGAUCACUUCCGGUGCGGCGGCGCGGCGUUCCCGGAGAAGCUGGUGCUGGAGAGUGGUGAAUCUCGAGGCGCCUGGCAGUGGUGCCUUGGGCCAUGGCCUCCGACCUGGGCUUCUCACCUCCCGAGGUGCCUGAGCCCACCUUCUUGGAGAACCUCCUGCGGUAUGGACUCUUCCUGGGAGCCAUCUUCCAGCUCAUCUGUGUCCUGGCCAUCAUCGUACCCAUUCCCAAGUCCCACGAGGCGGAGGCAGAACAGUCUGAGCCCAGAAGUGCAGAGGGGCCGAAGAAGCCCAAGGCUGCCAUUGCUUCCACCAACAAGAGGCCGAAGAAGGAGACGAAGAAGAAGCGAUAGAAUCCGAGGCCGAGGAGCCCAAAGCUGCAGCCUUGGGGACAGCCCUCCUGGGAACCAGCAUCCUGUUUGCUCUCACAGACUGUCUCUGUCCUUGGCUCAGAGUCUGAGAGGAUUGAAACUCCCUCUGACUACAGAGCUCUGAACAGUCCCUAGGCUCCAGCUGUGCAGACCACCACUUCCUCUUCUUUCUCUCUGUGGUGCACAGGAGAUUCUCAAGAGCAAACACUGCCCCGAGGGUUCCGAGGGUUCCGUAGUCAGGUCAGGCUCACAGGGCAUUAGUCCUGGAGUCCAGUGGGCUCGAGACCUGAGCCUCACUACAGCAUGGAAUUGUUGCCUAAGGCUGCAGGCAUACCCUCUCCCUGUGCUUGGGCCACAUUUGUCUUUUGUGAGCACAGAACUUCACACGAGUUCAGGUUGGGAUGCAUGGCCGGGCAGUGUGAGCCAGCCGGUCCUGAAGAUGUUGGGGGUUGGGGGGUGAGGGGGGCAGACAGUAGAAGGCCUGGGCCCAGUGGCGCCUGCAGGGGAAGGUACAGCUGAAUGAGGCCAGAUUUCCUGGGCACAGCCUUUCUAAGCCUUUGAAGCAGGCUUGUCCCUUUCACACCGACCUCCUUUUAACCCAGUUAACAUUCAAAGUGCCUUUGACUUCAACCAGUCCUCCCCACAUCUCGCAUUCCCUGACCAGUGAAGGAAAAUGAUGUGGAGAAGUCAAAGUAAAUAAAGUGUCCUGCAUGCUGA
Messenger RNA from Mus caroli (Ryukyu mouse), 1096 nucleotides. RefSeq names its product mannosidase beta like (gene Manbal). NCBI's taxonomy places the organism in Eukaryota, Metazoa, Chordata, Mammalia, Rodentia, Muridae. Gene Ontology annotation, cellular component: membrane. The record is from RefSeq and is a predicted model, not a curated record.